This is a messenger RNA of Opisthorchis viverrini, 1976 nucleotides long. RefSeq lists its product as hypothetical. Gene Ontology annotation, biological process: transmembrane transport. The annotation marks the transcript as partial. The transcript is spliced from 4 exons. The record is from RefSeq and is a predicted model, not a curated record. NCBI's taxonomy places the organism in Eukaryota, Metazoa, Platyhelminthes, Trematoda, Opisthorchiida, Opisthorchiidae.
CUUCUGUUCUUUUCUUUACAUCUGCAUGAGUUAGCUCACGCCCUUUUUCCAUGCUUCUACUCAGCUUCCAUCUCGGGCCAUUUACUAAGGACUACAGUUAAUGGCAUGACUUCGAGAGAACGAGUGACCCAAGAGAUACUCAUCGUUUCUAGAACACCAAAGCAUGGUAGUUGGGAAAAGUAUGCAAAGACAGCUGUUCUGGUAUACUCGUGGUCUUGCCUGGGUUUAUAUAGCGAGAUACUCGGUCCCACGCUGCCUACCCUGAUGUACCAAACUGGCGCGGGGUACCGCGAGAUCGGCACAGCGCUAUCAGUCAGGGCCGUCGGAAUGUUUUGCGGAUCCCUGAUUGGUGGCUGGUCGUCAGACAAAUGGGCGUAUGCACGCAGUUUCCAAAUAGCGCUCGCCCUCCUUAUCGCUGCAAUUACCAAUGUGUUGAUUCCGCUGGCCCGCUCAAUUCCCGUGCUAUCCACCAUCCUCUUUUGGGCGGGCUGUUCGCAUGGAUAUCUUACGACAAAUGGGAAUCCACUGCUUGGUUCGAUCUGGGAAUCGAAGGCAUCCGGGCCAUUCAGCCUGAUGCAUGCGGGAUAUGGGCUUGGUGGAGCUUUGGCCCCAAUGCUUGUUGCACCGUUCACAAUUCACACAGACAGCAACAAGACCGAAAACAUAUCAAUUCGCCUGAUCGUCAACGAUUCGUAUGCGAUCAGUGGAACGGAAGCCGCUCUAAUCAAUCCCAUUGCCCCGUACAAUAUGGUGGCAGCCAUCCUAUUCUCUUGCGCCUUGUGUUUUAUUCCAUUCAGUGGACUGAAAAAUUGCCCAUCGCCAAGGCAUUUGUGUCUCGCCGGUGGAUCCAAUCGGUGUUCGUGUCUGGCAAAAGGCGUUGCACAGUCUCAGGUAUCCAAUGAUUCAGCACUCCCCAUCAGUUGCCCCAUUCGCGCCAGGGAUGCAUUCCACACACUCUAUUCCAAGACUAGAUAUUACAUUGGAAAUCUACGUGCCAAGAUGAAGCGCACGGACGUAUUGGUCGUUACUGCCACAUUCAUCAUUUAUUUCGCUGUCGUUGGAAACGAGCGGGUUUUCGGAAAAUUUAUGUUCACCUAUGCGAUUGCCGGCCCAGUGGGAAUGAGUCCUGCGAACGGCUACAUCUUGAACCUACUUUACUGGAUUUUCUUCGGAGGAGCGCGUGUUCUCACCUUCUUUCUGGCCAUGUGUAUUUCAGCCAAUCCAAUGCUUCUACUGGUCACAAUAGGAACCAUCCUCGUCUCCAUUGCUCUCACCGUGAUCCCGUCCACCGAACCAUGGUUUUUCGCCUUCACCUGUCUGUUCAGUUUGUUCAAAAGUCCUCUGUUCCCUGCCACGUUGGCCGCGAUCAAUCAGUCGUACGAGAUAACCGGACUAUUGGUGCUUGUGGUCAAUUUGGGCAGCGCUUGUGGGGCCAGUCUGCUCCAAUUCACAGCGGGAAGUUUGAUUGAUGCCUACGGCCAACACAUAUUUCCAUAUCUGGUAUGUGGUAGCGCCGUUGUUGUCCUAAUCACUGUUACUCUGCUCCUGGUACUUUUGCGGUACAUGGGAAAUCGAUUCACAGAAGCGGUCGAAACCGUUGAGCUGGCUGGCAGUGAAACAAAAGAUGGCGAUGAAGUCGCUGGUAAGCUUCUGUUCCCGGAGACUUGAAGAACGUGCAGUUUGGUUGUUCUACACUUUUUUGAGGAAACAAAACCCCAUCCUUUGUACAAAUUCGUGCUUCCUUUUCUCGUCACGUUUACAAUGAGCACUCAGCAAUGAAUUUCGAAUCAAUCAAAUUUGUUGAGCAUUUCAUUGUGAUAUAUUUUUGUUUACGACACCUAAAGACGACAAACACGUAUCGAUUAUUUUCCAAUCCCGACUGAUGAUGAUUGCUUUCUUGCUUUAUCCAAUCGAGUACGUUUUUAUUAUGGAUGUAUGUUAAUUAAAGUUGAGAUUCUUUUGUCAUACAAAACUGC